Molecule: messenger RNA, 1782 nt
Organism: Epithele typhae
Lineage: Eukaryota; Fungi; Basidiomycota; Agaricomycetes; Polyporales; Epitheliaceae
Product: NADPH oxidase
Exons: 6
Coding region: 1-1782 (593 amino acids)
Biological process (GO): defense response; superoxide anion generation
Cellular component (GO): plasma membrane; NADPH oxidase complex
Molecular function (GO): superoxide-generating NAD(P)H oxidase activity
Source: RefSeq, a predicted model, not a curated record
AUGCCCUUUAACUCGCGGCGUCGUUCAGCAGACAUGGACUUCUCCGACGGCAAGAUUCCCUCUAUCGAGCAGCACCCCGACAUCGUCAUCAACGGAAACCAGCCUGGCCACCUCCAGCGCAACAAGACCGAGCGCCGCCGCCUCCAGGGUCUCCAGCGUACCAACUCCAAUGUCUCCGUCCCCGUCGGCCCCUACGUGCCCCGCACGGCGAUGGAGAAGUUCAACCACUGGAUGAUCAACGAGGGUGGCCGCCGUCUCUUCCUCUACGCCUUCUUCCUCCUCCACGCCCUCGUCAUCGCCUUCGGUUUCAUGCACUACCAGAUCAAGGACAACUCCGUCGGCGCGCGUGCUACGUUCGGCAUCACCUUCCCGGUGGCUCGUACCGCUGCGCUCGUGCUCCACGUCGACGUCGCCUUCAUCCUGCUUCCGAUUUGCCGCAACUUCAUCUCGGUCGUACGCAAGACCCCCCUCGGCUCGUUCAUCCCCUUCGACAAGAACAUCACCUUCCACAAGGCCGUCGCUUGGUCCAUCGUCACCUUCUCCAUCAUCCACAUCAUGGCUCACAUGGUUAACUUCCUGGAGCUUGUCAUGGUCGACCCCGACGCGAAGACGCUUGCCCAGAAGCUCUUCGCCUUCGUCGCAGCCAACUUUAUCACCGGCCCCGGAGCCACGGGCUGGAUCAUGACCGCCGCGCUCGGCAUCAUGGUCUGGUUCGCGAUCGAGAAGCGUCGCCGUGCCCACUUCGAGUGGUUCUGGUACUCGCACCACCUCUUCAUCGUCUUCUUCAUCAACUGGCAGCUCCACGGUAUGUUCUGCAUGAUCAAGCCCGACCGCCCGCCGUACUGCUCGUUCAACACCAUUGGUGUCUUCUGGCGCUACUGGCUCGUUGGCGGUGUGAUCUGGAUCUACGAGCGCAUCCUUCGUGAGGUUCGCUCGCGCCACCGCACCUACAUCUCCAAGGUCAUCCAGCACCCGUCGAACGUCCUCGAGGUUCAGAUCAAGAAGGAGAAGACGACCACCCAGGCCGGCCAGUACAUCUUCCUGUGCUGCCCCGAGAUCUCCUACUUCCAGUGGCACCCCUUCACUCUCACGAGCGCCCCCGAGGAGGACUACAUCUCGGUCCAUAUCCGUGUCGUUGGUGACUUCACCGCUGCUCUUGCGAAGGCCGUCGGCUCGGACAUCCGUCUGGGCAAGAGUGAGAAGGGCAAGGGCGGCGAUGUCGGAGGCCGUGUUGUCGGCACGGCUGGGAACGGGCCUGUGAACGACUUCCUCGACUACGAGACCGUCCUGCUCGUCGGUGCCGGUAUCGGUGUCACGCCGUUCGCGUCCAUCCUGAAGUCGAUCUGGUACCGGAUGAACAACUUCAACACCUCGAAGCCGACGCGCCUCUCGAAGGUGUACUUCACCUGGGUCAUCCGUGACUUCGGCUCCGCGGAGUGGUUCCACUCGCUCCUGCACGCGAUCGAGGAGCAGGACACGCAGAACCGGAUCGAGAUCAACAUCUACCUGACCGCGAGGAUCAAGGAGGAGGACAUGAACAACAUCAUCGUCCAGGACGUCGGCGCCGAGAAGGACGCCAUCACCUCCCUCCGCGCCCCGACCCACUUUGGUCGGCCGAACUGGGACCGCGUAUUCUCGUCCAUCGCCGAGAAGCACCCCGAGACUGAUGUCGGCGUCUUCUUCUGCGGUCCCUCCGUCCUCUCCCGCCAGCUCCACCUCAUGUCCAACAAGUACUCGUCGCCCAAGGGCACAAAGUUCUUCUUCGGCAAGGAGAACUUCUAA